AUGUUUAUUGGUGUAGCUAAAGAGAAAUUUCACUACCAUAAUACUUUGUUAUGUUUAGUUAGGUCCUUACAGAAAGUAAACAUUACCAUUGAUCUCAGAAAUGAUUCAUAUGUAUGUGGUGAGCUUGAAUUAGUGGAUGGCUUCAUGAACCUCUCUCUAUUAAAGGCUGUAUAUUGUGAUCCACAAGGCAAUGAAUAUUAUUUUGAAAACAUAUUUUUACAAGGUAGAAAUAUAAGGUAUAUUCAUAUUCCAGAAUCGAUGAAUAUAAUAUCAACAAUAAAACAAGAGCUGAGGUGUAAUAAGCCGAAACCGAAAGAAAAAGCUACCAUGAAAUCAAGAAAAGUGCAAAAGGCACGGAGACAACACAUGCAAACUGUAGCGGAGUUACAAAUGAAACCUUCAGGCUCCAAGUGA
Molecule: messenger RNA, 414 nt
Organism: Leptosia nina
Lineage: Eukaryota; Metazoa; Arthropoda; Insecta; Lepidoptera; Pieridae
Source: the annotation of a GenBank genome assembly